Messenger RNA from Cryptomeria japonica (Japanese cedar), 963 nucleotides. Its product is annotated as 2-oxoglutarate-dependent dioxygenase DAO-like. The transcript has 3 exons. The record is from RefSeq and is a predicted model, not a curated record. Gene Ontology annotation, molecular function: dioxygenase activity. Lineage: Eukaryota; Viridiplantae; Streptophyta; Pinopsida; Cupressales; Cupressaceae. The coding region runs from base 1 to 963 and encodes 320 amino acids.
AUGCCUUUACCCAUUGAAGAAGCCGCAUCUGAAGUUGAUCUCCCCGUAAUCGACAUCUCCGAAUUUCCAGAAGACUUGGAUUGUAAAGAUCUGACCCAGCUUCGAUAUCAUCCCCUCCUCGCCAAACUCAGAAAGGCCUGCAAAGAAUGGGGAUUUUUCCAACUUGUCAACCAUGGAAUUCCAGAAGAUCUUCUGGAAAGGGCAGAGAAUGUUUGCAAUGAUUUAUUAGCCUUGCCCACGGUGGUCAAAGACAGAGCCUUAACUGCUAAUCCAUUCGACACAUAUUACCGAACUGGAAAUUUUGAGGCCUUUCGCCUUCCAGACUCGACUAAUCCAAGUUCCGUUGAACAAAUGUGUAGAAAGAUAUGCCCAGAAGGGAACCCAAUUUUUUGCGAAACGAUGGCAACAUACUCUUUGUCUAUAUCAAAUCUUGAAACAAAAAUCACAAAAAUAAUUCUUGCCAGCCUGGGGUUGGAUGCUAACGCUUUCUACCGCUCCCACUUUGAAAAAUGCCCAUCAAUAUUGCGUAUAAACGGCUAUUCAUCAGAGAAAUUAUCCAUUGGAGAGGACGUGCUCAGUUCCCAUACAGAUGGCGGGUGCCUUGGAAUCCUUAAACAAGAUGAUGUGGGAGGGCUUCAGAUUCGAUCUCAGGAGGGCGAGUGGUUCAACGUCAAACCUCUCCCUUACUCUUUUGUGGUCAAUGUGGGGGACUCCCUUAAGGCGUGGAGUAACGGCAGAUGCCGCAGCGCAGAGCAUCGUGUUGUUUACAAAGGUUGGAGAGAUCGUAUGUCAAUUGCCUUCUUCACUGUCUUCCCAGAGGAGAUGGAAAUAUGGGCGCCCGUGGAGCUUGUGGACGACGACAAUCCAAGGCGUUACAAGCCUUUCGUAUUCUCGCAUUUCAAGCAAGAAAGCCUGACUUAUAAAGAAAAAACUACGGCUCUUGAACAAUUCGCGGGUAUAUAA